CCGUUGUUGUUACUGAUGGGACUAGUCUACCUUACCUACCACUAUAUAUGGGCACCGUAACUGCUAAUGAACCUGUGAUAUUGACACCGUUGUUGUUACUGAUGGGACUAGUCUACUAUUUGUUCUGUAGGCUGGGAGGGAAAAUUUCAAAUAUUUUAUAAAGAACAAUGGUGCUCAGAGUUUGUCGCUUGCUUUGGUAAAAGACGAUCAAAUAUGGUCAAAUGAGAUAUCUCUGCUCAUUUUUGGGAUCAUGUGGUCAGAAGCUUUUAAACCUAGCCAUGACACAAUUUAUAAAUUCCUGUAGCUUAUUUUCGCAUUUUUUAUGAAAUGUUGAUAAUAUAUUUUUAUAGUCGAUUUAAAGUUUCUGCACACAAACAGGGUCAGCUUACCCGUGGCCGCUGUCCUCUUGUUUGUCCUAUUUAUUACUACAUACAUGUACUGAUCCGUGAUGACUAACUGAUAUAAAGAUACCUGACUAAACACGAUGUUGUAUAUCUGUUAUAUUGACCUGCAUGUAAAAAUGCUGUCUUCUGCAAUGUACAAUGGAUGAAUGGUCGUCGCCGGAAAUAGACUUCCGGUGACUGACUUUACCGGAAGACGUGGUCGAUGUAAGUGAUAUUUACAUUCACAGUGUUAAUGUGGCUUGGUGACAAUAACAGAUAAACAAAAUGGACCGGAGUCAUAAAUAGGUUUUUUGUGAGAAUGGCCGCCCUUCCACCGCCAGUGCUUGCUGGGUCGGGUGACGACCACGGUAGACUUGGGAGUAACUACCUGGCUCGCCUCCUGAUCCCAAACGAUGUGGUCCUCGGAGUCUACCUUCUUGCAGGGUUGUUUGGUAACCUUCUCGUCAUAUAUGUUUACUCUUUUAAACUCAAGACCAAACGUGACAACCGCUUCUUCAUACCGUUCCUCGCAAUAUUCGACCUGCUGGCUUGUGCCAUAGGAGCCAGUUUUGCGAUGUCGCUCAACAUUCUACCUCUUAUAUACUACGGGGAUACGCUCUGUAAAACAUUGUGGUUUCUCAGCGAGGCAACGACCAUUGCGUCAAGCCUAUUACUGCUUGUGAUCGGCCUGCAGAGAUAUCUCAAGGUUUGCAGACCUUUUGAAGCUCAGAUGACUUCUAUGUGGAAGAAAAUAGCCCUUGUAAUGACAGUGGUGAGUGCAUGUCUCAUAUCGAGUCCUACCGUCUUGUUUUACGGCGAGAUCCAGUUGUAUACGUUGGCGAGUGUCACAGGUGUUAGGUGUGGCAAGCGGAGUGACGAUGAACAUCUCGUUCAAGGUCUCGUCAUCUAUAACAUCAUGUUGUUUGCUACAGCAGUCGUUGGGACUAUUACAAUGGCUGUGCUAUACGGCAUCAUAGCACGCGCCAUAUAUCAUCAAUUUCUUCGUCACAGAAAAUCUACGUACAAGAAAAAAAGGCAGCACGUUAAAAGCAAACCUUCUGACAAGUCGAACUCAUCUAUGUCGUAUGAUUCUGAAGACAAGGUCACGAUGCGAAAAGAAUAUUCUACAGCACCACCUUCGAAAAGUUCAAAUAGUUACCCAACAACGCAAGAAACGGAAAUAGAAUCCCAGCCAUCAUUUCCGGAAUCGGAUCUGGAAGAACAAUCAGUCGACGACUUUGAUGUUAUUGAAAGAAAAAAUACAAAAGAAAAGCUAAAAGAUGAGAAAGAAAAACGCAUAAAAAGACGUUCGUUUGAUGUAUUACGUGAAAAUAUUGAAAGCAUACGUGAAAAACUACAACGAGAGCGUGUUUAUAACCACUUUCGUGUACAUCGCUGUACGUACAUGUUCAUGACGAUCACGCUGAUUUUUGUGGUGUCGUAUACGCCACGUGUGGUACUUAUGUUACUGGAGUCGUUCGAACCAGACUUCUGGGGAUCGCUGUCAAACUCACAGAUGCAGGUGUGCUACUUCCUGUAUCGGAUGUACCUCCUUAAUCACGUGACCAACCCUUUCAUCUACGGAUUGUUCGACAGCAGGUUCAGAUCAAAAGCUAAACGGCUUUUGUGUCCGUGUUUGAUUACACGAAAAACACGUGUCAUUAGACAUUAACGACUUGUCUUUAAAGCAUCACUAUCAAAUCAUAGAUAGGAGUGGUUUUGGUAGUUUAUGUACUAGUAGUUGUCAGUAUCAUAAGGAUAUUGCCAGCACUUUUUUCUGGUAUCCGAUCAUGGAUACACCGUGUUACUAGAUUAUAUGGGGUGGUAAAUCGGUGGAUACUAUGUAUUACUUCACUUAAUUAAAACGAUCAAUGAGCAACUCGUGUCGGGACCUGUGUAAAGGUAGAUGCAUCCAACAUAAAUUUUAAAUGUAAAUCAUAAUCUUACCGUGCCGUGCGCUAGUUCGUUUUUCUAUAGGACGUAAAGACAGCUUUAUAUUGGAAUUGUAUAUAGCGUUCUGGUAGUUUAAAUCGUUACAAAGAUAAGUGUGGGAGAAAUAAAUUAGUGCAUUUGUAUACAGGUUUACAAAGCACUAUCAGCGAAGUGUUUAUAUGAGGCUUUUCGCUGACUUACACGAUGUUUAUACUGUCUAUUUGUGUUUGUUAACAAGAAGGUUUUAAAAUAUCAGUGGUACACGGUUUCCCUUUUGUACAAUAGGCUGCUUUAGGAUUGCUUUACAUGUAGUAAGGUCAACGUUUAAGGUUGUAUUUACUGUAAAUAGAACAUUCGAAUUUGCACCACAAUUGACGCCAAAAAACUUGCACUGUCGACUGGCCUUAAUCGAAAUACAAAAACAAAACUCCACCACAUAAACCUCAGUAUUAAAUACCAUGUAAUACCUCAACUUCCACACUUGGUGGUGGUUAAAAUACUGUUUAAUUUUACACACAUAAAUGUUAUUGUCGGCGAUUAAAACGUCACUUGGUGAGAUUCUAAUACUAAAGUGCAUGCACAUAAGUGCAGCGCUGGAUCUCAAUUUUAGUACAAAAAGACAACAGGAAAAGAUUGACGCCAAAGUUCUAAUGGCAACGAUUGUCGACUUCCUGAAUGGGGUUUUACAUUCAAAGUUUACAUACAUAACUGAUAGUAUACACGAUUCAUAACACACUGCAAUUCAUAAAUCAUACCAUACCAUGUGUGUACAUCUAAUAAAGUAAACGACCGAGACAAACAUGGACCUAAAAACUAGUCGGGUGACAUUAACGGCACUUUAUCUAUUACAGAAUCUAUCAACUAAUGUUCGUGUAAUGUGAUGAAAAAUGUAACGAGGGUAGAGAAAUAUAAAACCACUAGAAAAUGUCUGUAAGACGUGAAUACCCCCGCCGCCACGUGAAAUUAGUUUCAGUGUGUGAUGUUCUAUAAAUAGUUACAACCACUUUGACCUUUAAACAUGAAACAUAAACUCAUCCGAGGUUUUCUGUUUAUAAACUUUCAUCAAAUAUGUUAAAGAAUCGGUUUAUGAUUGUCUAUAUAUAGCAACCGUGACCUUGACCUUGACCUUGGAACCCUGAAAUACAAAAACGAUGUCCGAGGGUUUCGAUGUAUAAACUUUCAUCAAAAUCUGUUAAGAAAUGAAGUAGCUAGAGUGAUGACAAUGAAUCGAUUGAGGAUUUUCUAUA
Messenger RNA from Mizuhopecten yessoensis (Yesso scallop), 3562 nucleotides. Its product is annotated as cholecystokinin receptor type A-like. The record is from RefSeq and is a predicted model, not a curated record. Gene Ontology annotation, cellular component: membrane. The transcript has a single exon. Gene Ontology annotation, molecular function: G protein-coupled peptide receptor activity. Bases 703 to 2055 code for a protein of 450 amino acids. Gene Ontology annotation, biological process: neuropeptide signaling pathway. Lineage: Eukaryota; Metazoa; Mollusca; Bivalvia; Pectinida; Pectinidae.